Molecule: messenger RNA, 303 nt
Organism: Lottia gigantea (owl limpet)
Lineage: Eukaryota; Metazoa; Mollusca; Gastropoda; Lottiidae
Exons: 1
Biological process (GO): protein homooligomerization
Molecular function (GO): protein binding
Source: RefSeq, a predicted model, not a curated record
GUAAAACUUGAUGUUGGAGGUCACAUUUACACUACGUCCAUUUUGACCUUGACUCGAGAUCAAGAUUCAAUGUUAGCGGCCAUGUUUAGUGGGCGUCAUCCAAUCAAAACAGAGGCUGAUGGAACUGUGUUUAUUGAUAGAGAUGGAACCCAUUUCCGCUAUAUUUUAAAUUUUCUUCGCGACGGAGGAUUAAAUGCUGAAGCUUUACCUAGAAACAAACAGACAUUGCGUGAACUUAGAAACGAGGCUGUUUAUUUUCAGUUAAGUGGUCUGGCACAACAAGUAGAAAAAUUACUAGGUUGA